UGCAGACAGAGAGAUUGCUUAAUUACCAUAAUUGAGGAAAACCUUCGAUUGAUGGGUAAGAAGACAUCCUUAAUUAUGGAAACCAUUUCUGUUUCAUCAAUUUCUAAAGCAACUUUUGUUUCCAAAACAGCAAUAAUGGAGAGGGACAGCACUUUGCUGUUCAUGUAUUGUGCAGUGGGGCUUGCAGGUUCCACACCUCCUUCUUCUCCAUCUAAGUAUUCCAUCGCAUAUAUGCUUCUAAUAAGCUUCUUUAUUUCUUUUCAUAUUCCUCUAGUUUGCAUCUAUGUAAUUCAUUUAUAGGCAUGGACAGCCAAGAGUUGGUAUG
Cuscuta europaea is the source of this 325-nucleotide messenger RNA. The record is from the annotation of a GenBank genome assembly. Lineage: Eukaryota; Viridiplantae; Streptophyta; Magnoliopsida; Solanales; Convolvulaceae.